AAAUCAAUGAAGGAAUGCUUAUGGGUGUAUAUUCUUGUACCCAAUAGCCUUAUGCCAGCAUAACCAGUCUGGCCAUUUGCUGUUCCUAAAUUUAAUGGAACGAACAUUACGAGCACCCAUUCCAAGGACAACCAAGAAAACUUCAAACUAUCAUUAUUUUUUUCAUUCUACCAACACCAAUGACACAUUUGUAUUGUCAAAAAACUCAAAGCAAAAUGGACAUGGUGACGUCACAUUAGGCAAACAUAGAAAUAGAUAAGUCGAAUCGUCAGAUGGGAAGACAAGGCUCAAAAUGUGACCUAUCGUGGUAAUUGAGAAGUGUUCUGCCUUUUGUUAUAGGACACAUGCUAGGCUUUGCCCCAAAAAUGUAUACAAAUUCAGUGUAUGUAUAAUAUUGAAAUAAGCAAGUGUACCUCGAGAUAGCAUGAAAAAACGCUGAUUUAAGGGGGUUUCACGUCGAUAUGACGUGAAAACCAGAGAGACCAGCGAAUAUAUCGAUAUAAGUAUAAUUGUGCCAAGUUUAGUAAUAAAAAUCCCUUCACAAAUUUUAAAUUACAGAUUAACGAAUCGAAUACCAAUCUUCCUUAAACUAAAAAAGCACAUAUGUAAGUAUGCCUUGUCGUAUUGAAAGCUGAUGUCGAAUCCAAUUUCGGAGACGUUGGAGGCAUUUCUCUCUGACCACAUUUGAUCUGAAUCACUGGUUAUUCGAUAGCAUUGCAAAACUUUUGCAUUCUAGUAGAAAUUCGCUCUUUAUUACAAAAUAAAAUUACAGGAUUUCCCUAAUUAUUAUUUUAUAACCCCACCAGGAAAAUCCACAGCACCUCGCAACUACUUUUUAAAAUAUAUCAUGACGUUGAUGAAUUUAUUGGAUUUUAGCAUUUUUAACAUCAAGUGUCACACAGACAAUAUGCAGCAUGUAAAUAGGUAUGUAUUUACUUAAUAAAUACGUAUGCACACAACUCCAAACCAGCACGUUAACUGUGUAUGCAAAGAUUAAAUUACAAGCUUAAAGAUAAUCCUUACAUAAAUUCCCAGCCUGAAAUUUCCCCGGUAUCACGGGCUUAUCUUCUUCAUACCAAUUAUGGAUGCCACCAAAGCUUCUGGUCUUCCCGUUCCAUUCGAUCGAAGUAAUAAAAUUGCAUUAAUCCAUCUAAUAAAAACAUGCAGCAACUAUAUAAUAAUUGUUAGUGCAAGUUAAUAUUUCGACGAUUCUCCUUCGUUUUGCCAUUCUCUCUGUUCACCUAAAAUGCUGUCAUACUUCAGAACUCUUGUGUAUUUAACAAUUGUGUUGUUAAUCACAAUACAAGAUUCCAUUAGCCAACAUGCACAAUUUUUACACCUUUGGACAACUCCAAAUUGUGAGGGAGCCCCUUUUGCUAAUUCAUCCGGAACUAACGUCUACUCCUUGCCCGAGACGACGCCGACAGUGUAUUAUAGACUAAACGGCCUGUGGGCCAUCCAACUAUGCAACACUGCAAACAACUGCAAUGAACGAAUCAUAAGAGUUGGGACAAAUACGACAUGUUCACCCGUUCCUCUAGGACAGAAUACCAUUCUUGAAAUUACACGAUUCGGCGAUUCAGCCCAAAACGAGAGAAAAAUUACAUUUUUCGAACAACCUGGUCUUCAAGGUGCAUCUUUUUCUGUUGAUGAAAUUGGUGCAAAUUUUACUACGAGAACAGCUCGUUCGUACUAUUUUACUGGGACGAACUCUUGGGAACACAAACCCAGUGGGAAUGUGGGGGUCGGAAAUUGUAUAACCCACACGAUGGGUGUGCGGGACAGGGGAUUUGGAUUUACGUAUGCUACCUUUGGUAUUAAUUGGCAGAUAGGAUCAGUAAAAUAUGGCUGUACAUCAAAUGAAGUACCAAAUACCACUACAGUUCCAACAACAAGUCCAAACAGCAAUGGUGGAGUUCGGACGAAGGUUGACUCAAUUCUUAUGCAUUCACUAAUUAUAGCUUUGGUUUUUUUGAAAAUUGUAUCCACAUAAAUUGUAAAUGUAUAAUUUAUGCACAUAAUUAUUUAAUAUGCGCUGUAUUCUAUGUUACUGCAUAAUGUGUACUACACGUCGGAAUUAUUGGUAUUAAUCUAGUUCUAAUGUCGUGUCAGUUUUUAAUUAUAAAACACAACUCAACAUGCAACUUUGGCAAUCUCGAAAAUUAAGAAUAUAUAUGUGUAUUAAUCAAUAUUUAUAAAUAAAAUUGUAUUCUAUUUUAUGGAUUAUCUUAUACAUAUUUUAAGCGUCCAACUAUCCAAUUGUUGAUUUAUCCAUGUUUUCCGUCACAGGAAUGCAAGCCAAUUGUUUUAUUGAAUACGAUUUUCCUGAAGGACAUUUCAUCUUUGUAAAUAUAUUCAAGGACAAUUUUUGUCUGCCUAUUUUUGUAAUGUUUGUUCCACCAAAACUUCCAUGUAAAGGGCUAAGGCUGUUAAAUUUAAAUUGAUUCAAAUUAUUAGCAAUCAUCUUAAUCCGGUUCAAUAUUUAAUGUCUGACUCAAGUUUAGAUUUACUUACCUGGUAGAAUGGAUAAUACUUUCAAAUUGCACUUCAGGAAAACUGCUGGUAUCACUUGUAUUUAAGUCAGUUAAAUUUACUGUGGAAUUUGUAAAAGCACUAUAUUCUUGUUGAUCUGAGUUAUACAACUCUGUAAUUAUUAAGUACAGGUACGCUACAAAAGUACCAAUGAUACUCGUGCUGUCCAUGAUUGCAAAUACAAUUUUACUAAACGUUGUA
Molecule: messenger RNA, 2733 nt
Organism: Folsomia candida
Lineage: Eukaryota; Metazoa; Arthropoda; Collembola; Entomobryomorpha; Isotomidae
Exons: 2
Coding region: 1247-1993 (248 amino acids)
Source: RefSeq, a predicted model, not a curated record